Rattus norvegicus (Norway rat) is the source of this 6109-nucleotide messenger RNA. It is a transcript of the gene Mapk8ip3, whose product is annotated as mitogen-activated protein kinase 8 interacting protein 3. Gene Ontology annotation, molecular function: mitogen-activated protein kinase kinase binding; MAP kinase scaffold activity. NCBI's taxonomy places the organism in Eukaryota, Metazoa, Chordata, Mammalia, Rodentia, Muridae. Gene Ontology annotation, cellular component: axon cytoplasm; cytoplasmic vesicle; axon. Gene Ontology annotation, biological process: positive regulation of MAPK cascade; anterograde axonal protein transport; regulation of JNK cascade. The record is from RefSeq and is a predicted model, not a curated record.
AGUCUACAUACAACCAAACAUAUACACAUAAAAUAACAAGUAACUUUAAAAAAAAAAAAAAGGCAGGAUGUGAAUUUGAGCUGACCUGGAAGGCUUUCAAGUGGAAGCAGGCAUGGGGGGAAAACCACGUUAGCAAGAAAGCAGUUCGAAGUCAGGUUCAUGGUGUCCCCAGCAAAUGAACACAGAUCAACUCGCUUUAUAUUCCGGUCUCAAAUUACCACCACACAUAAGGAUCUUAGAACCCUGGUGGGCUGUGCAAAUGAAACAGUGCAUGGAACUAAGCGACCAGUAGGAGCGGGAAAGAACCAGAAACAGGGCACACGACACAAGUCGCGUGAACGUCGAGGGUGGUCAGAGUAUGACAGAGGUCUGAAGACCAACAGAACAGAGAUAUAGAAGCAACCAGGUUCACUAUAACCCAACUGAGCUAGGUCCUCUAGCGCCACCAGCAACGCAGCCGGAAAUGCUGCAGCCCUGUUUCCUUUAGCGUCAGGACGCUCGACUCGGGGCGGGGCGGGACGGACUCCACCCCCGCGGCCAGGCGGGACUUCCGGCAAGGGAGUGACGGGCGCGGCCUGGGCGGCGGCGCAUCCUAAGGUGGUGGCUGCCUGAGGUGACAGCGGCCCGUGGACUCGGGCACCAGAGCGAGCCGCGCUGGCGGCGGCGGCGGUAGCCGCGAUGAUGGAGAUCCAGAUGGACGAGGGAGGCGGUGUGGUGGUGUACCAAGAUGACUACUGCUCCGGCUCGGUGAUGUCGGAGCGUGUGUCGGGCCUGGCGGGCUCCAUCUACCGCGAGUUCGAGCGCCUCAUUCACUGCUAUGAUGAGGAGGUGGUCAAGGAGCUCAUGCCGCUGGUGGUGAACGUGCUGGAGAACCUUGACUCGGUGCUGAGCGAGAACCAGGAGCACGAGGUGGAGCUGGAGCUCCUACGCGAGGACAACGAGCAGCUGCUCACGCAAUACGAGCGCGAGAAGGCGCUGCGCAAACAGGCCGAGGAGAAAUUCAUCGAAUUUGAAGAUGCCUUGGAACAAGAGAAGAAAGAACUCCAGAUCCAGGUAGAACAUUAUGAGUUUCAGACGCGCCAGCUGGAGCUAAAGGCCAAAAACUAUGCAGAUCAGAUUUCCCGACUGGAGGAGCGGGAGUCGGAGAUGAAGAAGGAAUACAACGCGCUGCACCAGCGGCACACGGAGAUGAUCCAGACCUAUGUGGAACACAUCGAAAGAUCGAAGAUGCAGCAGGUUGGGGGAGGCGGCCAAACAGAAAGCAGCCUGCCCGGGCGGAGUCCUCGCCAGUCGUGGAGGAAAAGCAGGAAGGAGCGUCCCACCUCUCUGAAUGUCUUCCCCCUGGCUGAUGGAAUGGUACGUGCACAGAUGGGGGGCAAGCUCGUGCCUGCGGGGGACCACUGGCACCUGAGUGACCUCGGCCAACUACAGUCCAGCUCCAGCUACCAGUGUCCAAACGAUGAGAUGUCUGAGUCAGGCCAGUCCUCAGCAGCUGCAACACCCAGUACCACAGGUACCAAAUCCAACACACCCACAUCCUCCGUGCCCUCAGCAGCUGUCACACCACUCAACGAGAGCCUACAGCCCCUGGGGGACUAUGGCAGUGUCACAAAGAACAACAAACGGGCCCGAGAGAAGCGCAACAGCCGUAACAUGGAGGUCCAGGUCACCCAAGAGAUGCGGAACGUCAGUAUUGGUAUGGGUAGCAGUGACGAGUGGUCCGAUGUUCAGGACAUUAUCGACUCCACCCCAGAGCUGGAUGUGUGUCCGGAAACCCGUCUGGACCGCACAGGAAGCAGCCCAACCCAGGGGAUCGUAAACAAAGCUUUUGGAAUCAACACCGAUUCCCUGUACCAUGAACUAUCUACAGCGGGGUCUGAGGUCAUCGGGGAUGUGGACGAGGGAGCUGACCUUCUAGGGGAGUUCUCAGUGCGCGAUGAUUUUUUUGGAAUGGGCAAAGAAGUGGGGAACCUGCUGCUGGAGAACUCACAGCUUCUAGAGACAAAAAAUGCUUUGAAUGUGGUGAAGAAUGACCUCAUUGCCAAGGUUGACCAACUGUCAGGAGAGCAGGAGGUACUGAAGGGUGAAUUGGAAGCAGCCAAGCAAGCCAAAGUCAAGCUGGAGAACCGAAUCAAAGAGCUUGAAGAAGAACUGAAAAGAGUCAAGUCAGAGGCAGUAACCGCCCGCCGUGAGCCCAGAGAAGAGGUGGAGGAUGUAAGCAGCUAUCUCUGUACAGAAUUGGACAAAAUCCCCAUGGCCCAACGCCGACGCUUCACAAGAGUGGAGAUGGCCCGAGUGCUCAUGGAACGUAACCAGUACAAGGAACGCCUCAUGGAGCUGCAGGAGGCUGUGCGGUGGACUGAAAUGAUCAGAGCAUCCAGGGAACACCCAUCUGUCCAGGAAAAGAAGAAAUCCACUAUCUGGCAGUUCUUUAGCCGCCUCUUCAGCUCCUCAUCCAGCCCCCCUCCGGCCAAACGGUCCUACCCGUCUGUGAACAUUCACUACAAGUCACCCACUACAGCUGGCUUUAGCCAGCGUCGCAACCAUGCUUUGUGCCAGAUCUCAGCCGGCAGCCGACCCCUGGAGUUCUUCCCUGAUGAUGACUGCACCUCUUCUGCCCGGCGUGAGCAGAAGCGGGAGCAGUACCGCCAGGUCCGUGAACACGUGCGCAAUGAUGACGGGAGGCUGCAGGCCUGUGGGUGGAGCCUGCCUGCCAAGUACAAGCAGCUGAGCCCCAAUGGAGGCCAGGAAGAUACCCGGAUGAAAAAUGUGCCUGUCCCUGUGUACUGCCGCCCUCUGGUGGAGAAGGACCCCUCAACAAAGCUGUGGUGUGCUGCUGGUGUCAACCUGAGUGGGUGGAAACCAAACGAGGAGGACUCUAGCAAUGGACCCAAGCCUGCACCAGGUCGAGACCCUCUGACCUGCGACCGGGAAGGAGAAGGCGAACCCAAGAGCACCCACCCAUCACCUGAGAAGAAGAAGGCAAAGGAGGUCCCUGAGGCGGAUGCUACCUCCAGUCGGGUAUGGAUCCUCACCAGCACCCUGACUACCAGCAAGGUGGUGAUCAUUGAUGCCAACCAACCAGGCACAGUUGUGGAUCAGUUCACAGUCUGCAAUGCCCACGUCCUGUGUAUCUCCAGCAUUCCUGCGGCCAGCGACAGUGAUUAUCCCCCUGGAGACAUGUUCCUAGACAGUGAUGUGAACCCCGAAGACUCAGGUGCUGACGGUGUGCUGGCUGGCAUCACCCUGGUGGGAUGUGCUACCCGCUGCAAUGUACCACGUAGCAACUGUUCCUCCCGAGGAGACACCCCAGUACUGGACAAGGGGCAGGGGGAUGUGGCAGCCACUGCCAAUGGGAAGGUCAACCCAUCCCAAUCCACAGAAGAAGCCACAGAAGCCACGGAGGUGCCAGAUCCUGGUCCCAGUGAGUCAGAAGCAACAACAGUCCGGCCUGGGCCUCUCACAGAGCAUGUCUUUACUGACCCAGCACCCACCCAAUCCUCCAGCACCCAGCCUGCCAGUGAGAAUGGGUCAGAGUCGGAUGGCAGCAUUGUACAGCCUCAGGUGGAGCCCAGUGGGGAGUCCUCAGCAACCACCAGUAGUGCUGCACCCACCAUGUGGCUAGGAGCCCAGAAUGGCUGGCUCUAUGUGCACUCAGCGGUAGCCAACUGGAAGAAGUGUCUGCACUCCAUCAAACUAAAAGACUCUGUGCUGAGCCUGGUGCAUGUCAAAGGCCGAGUGCUGGUAGCUCUUGCAGAUGGAACCCUGGCUAUCUUCCAUCGUGGAGAGGAUGGCCAGUGGGACCUGAGCAACUACCACCUAAUGGACCUGGGCCACCCACACCACUCCAUCCGCUGCAUGGCUGUUGUGGAUGACCGAGUUUGGUGUGGCUACAAGAACAAGGUGCAUGUCAUCCAGCCCAAGACAAUGCAAAUUGAGAAAUCAUUUGAUGCCCACCCACGGCGGGAAAGCCAGGUACGACAGCUAGCCUGGAUCGGUGAUGGAGUAUGGGUCUCUAUUCGCUUGGAUUCUACACUUCGGCUGUACCACGCUCACACGCACCAGCACCUGCAGGAUGUGGACAUUGAGCCCUAUGUUAGCAAGAUGCUGGGUACCGGCAAGCUGGGCUUCUCCUUCGUGCGCAUCACAGCCCUACUCAUUGCAGGCAACCGUCUGUGGGUGGGCACUGGCAAUGGGGUUGUCAUCUCCAUCCCCUUGACUGAGACUGUGGUCCUGCAUCGAGGCCAGCUCUUAGGUCUCCGAGCCAACAAGACAUCCCCAACGUCUGGGGAGGGGACCCGCCCAGGGGGCAUCAUCCAUGUGUAUGGGGAUGACAGCAGUGACAAGACUGCCAGUAGUUUCAUCCCCUACUGCUCCAUGGCCCAGGCUCAGCUCUGCUUCCACGGGCACCGUGAUGCUGUCAAAUUCUUUGUCUCUGUACCAGGAAAUGUGCUGGCCACGCUCAAUGGCAGUGUGCUAGACAGCCCAUCAGAGGGCCCUGGGCCUGCUGCACCUGCUGCAGAUGCUGAGGGCCAGAAGUUGAAGAAUGCACUGGUGCUGAGUGGUGGUGAAGGUUACAUUGACUUCCGCAUCGGGGAUGGAGAGGAUGAUGAAACUGAGGAAGGUACCGGGGAUGUGAACCAGACGAAGCCCUCGUUGUCCAAGGCUGAGCGCAGCCACAUCAUCGUGUGGCAGGUGUCCUACACCCCUGAGUGAGACCCUGUCCUGCCUGAUGCCAACUGUACAUAGGACCCUGCCUGCCUGCCCCCCCGCCUGUUCCCUGGGGCAGCCAGGUUCGUCCAUCCCCUUUUAACCUCUCAACUUGCAGCUUUUGCCUGAGGUCCAGCCCCCAGCUGUUAGAGAGGGGUGAAGCAGGGUUUGGGAAGUGAGGCAGGAACAGAUGUCUUUCCCAUCAGGGAGGAGAGAGCCUCUGAGAUACUCUCCAGCAGCCCCUGGCCUUGGCCCAACACCUAGCUCAACAUGAAGUCCCAGGGGGCCCUCAGGGCAAGACAGGACCAAAAUGGCUAUGGGCGGCCCCUACAGGUGGCCCUGGCUCCACUCCAUCCUCACCAGUCCUGGCAGGAGCAAGAGCCUCACACUGCCAGGGUCUUCCCCAAGUCUACUUGCUUUGCAUGCAGCCCCGAGGAAGGGAUUCCUGAUUUCCAACCCUUUGGCUUUCUCUGAGGGACCCAGGCCUGGCCACCAUCAUCUGCCCAGAAGCAAGGUUAGGGCUGCCCUGAUUCCUGGGCCCCCCAGUCUAGGUCUUACCUGGGUACCUGGCAUGACCGCUCAGGGCCGGCCUUAGGGUAGCUGCUUCAAAAGAUGACAAUACCCAUUAACCCAGGGGAGCCCAAGAUUGUCCACCCCACACAGACCAGUGUCCCCUAAGCUCUUUCCUGGGCACAAGAUUCACCUUGGAGGAGCAAGACCCUAGUGCCCUGCCCCUCCCAGAAGCCCCAAGGGUAGAAUUUCUCAGGCUGCCAGGGCAGGCACAGGCCUCAGGAAAAAGGGUGGCCCUGGUCUCCCCAGAGUCAGUCCUAGGAUGCAGGCUUAGCCUCAGGUUAAUGGAGGAUGGUGUGCUCCAAGGGCCUGCCUCCUGUACAGGGCUCCAAGGAGCCCAGCUCCCGGACACGUACUAAGUGCCUAGGGUUGCCGGCUGUGGCCUGCUCCCUUGGAGAGCAACUGACAAGAGGCUUUCAGGCAGAGGCCAGAAGAGCUGAGGACCAGCCAGGAUGGGCACAAUUCUAAGCAAGUGUGUGGAAGCAGGUGCUGCCCUGGCCCUGGCCUUACUCUUCAGGGGCACUGAUUAGAGUCAGUGGCCUCUACUGCACUCUUCCCACCAGAGAAGCACAGAUCCAGGGGCACUGCCCCUGAGCCUAUCUGGCCACAACAAGCUGCAGCAAUGUGCAGCUGCAAGCUUCCCCCCACCACCCUGCCACCUCUCCACUGUGAUGUAUGUCCCUUGUCUGUUCCCACAGGCGUGUGAAGUGACCGGGGUUAGCUGGGUGGGUGCGACUGGAGGGAAGGGGCCAGUGCAGCUCUCCUCAGGCUUUGGCCUUGCAAGUGAACUCACAUAUCUGCUCUGUAUGUAAUAAAUGUCUUAACACUA